CCGAACCGAACCCGAAAUUAAAUGGAUAUCCGAUAGAAUCCGAAACAUUCAAAAUGCAAAAAAAGAACUUGUACCAAACAUGAUCUCAAUUUCUGAUAUGUAGCUAAAAUACACUAAGAUAUUAUUAAACAUCUACAAUAACUAUCUACUACAUGAAGGUUGAUGGUUGAAAGUGGCGGUUGAGGCUUGAAAUGUUUAGAUUUUGGUUUUAUUUUUAUUGAAUAAUUUUAUUUUAUUUUAUGAGAACUUAAUUUUUCGUUUUAUGAUUUCAUUUAUUGGUUUUCUUUCUAUCAAUAACAACGUAUACCUUUCGUUGACUUUGAAUGAUCAUGUUUGAUGUUUUUUUCUUAUUUCUGAAUCGAUUUUACGUAUGUUUUGGUUACAAAAUAGGUACAAAUCAAGUACUUUAAAUCCGAAGAACCGAUUUUACUUGUUACAAAAUAUGUAUAAAUCAAGUACUUUAAAACCGAAGAACCGGUUGGAACCCAAAACCCGAAAGUAUACCGGGUUGUACCGGUUCUUUGAAUAUUUACUAACUUCGAUCCGAACCCGAUAAAACCCGAACCGGUCCCGAACCGAAUUUUUAUGUAAUCCGAAUAGGGCUGAUUUUGAUAAACCCGAAAACUGAGACCCGAUUUGACAAAACCGAAACCCGGUUGAGAUCCUGAAUGCCGAGGCCUACUUUUGGCCAACCGAUCAUUACUGAAACUUGAAUGAAAGGGUUCGAGUUAUGUUUCAAAUUUAUUGGCGAAACUUUAACCUAUUACCUAUUACUUACCCCAAAAAAAAAACUUUAACCUAUGACACCAUCAACUGAUUUCUCUUUUUAUAUGUAUCUUUGAAGGGCUAGCAUAAUGUAUAUAGUAUAUUAUAAUACAGAUGCACCUAGAAGUACUAAUAUUCUUUUUGUUAUUACUAGACGACAGAAACCUUGGCCUUUUGACUCGGGUCUUUACUCCCGUGAGACCAAAUAAAAAAAAAAAAUCAGAACUGUAACUAAUCGUAUUGAGCUCACUUCCCUCAUAUGUAGGUAUCUCUUCUUCAUUAACAACAACUAGAGAGAAGAGAGAGAGAAAAAUAUUUUGGAAGCAUAUAUCUUUGAUAAUCAUGAUGAGAUUCACAAUCAUAGCAGUAGCUUUCCUUAUUAUCAUUCAUGCCCUAAAAGACGACCAUAUCCUAGUCUAUGCUCAUGAAGGCGGAGAUGCUGGUCAUAAAAGUCUUGACUAUCGUGGAGAUAAAGAUUCCCACGACUUCACCAGCACUGGAGCACCGAGGAAACUAAGGCCCGGGAGAACAAUGAGAACCACAGUGGUAAUAGCCGAGAAGGAGAAAGUAAGGGCGACGAAUAAUCAUGAUUUGAGUAUAAAGAUUUCAUCAGGUGCAUCAAAGCAAUUGAAGGUGGAGCGAAAAUUAGGGUUUCAUAAGAGAAGAGAACAUAAGAAGACCAAUAUAUUGGCAGAUCUUGGCACCACUAAGGUUGGUCUUGUAAAACCUUCUUUAAGAUAUUUACAUGUCGAUGAUCUCACCAACGGUAAUAGCCUACAAAAAGGUGAACUAUUUUCUUCAGCCAAGGAUAUGAAGAAACUUGCUCGACUGUUACGCAGUGAUUAUCCGAUCCAUAGUAAGCCUCGAGGAAAGCCUCCUGUCCAUAACCGAGCUCCCGACAAGAUUUAAGUGAUUGUUGAUCGGUCGAGAAGAAUUUGAGUUAUAAUUAGAAGUAUGAUGAUCAAUUUUGUUAGAAAGGUACGUAGUUAACUAUGUUGGUCCCAGUUUUGUUUCUGUGUAUAGGGACUUAUGUAAUACAGUAACAAUAUAGCAAGCUAGGAUUGAGGAGCGCUAUCUUUUGUUUCUUGUUUUGAAAUAAAUUUGUGUACUUUAGGCUUUUUAAUAUCAAAGUUCUUACAGGGAGAAAGUACAUGAUUCA
Molecule: messenger RNA, 1924 nt
Organism: Brassica napus (rape)
Lineage: Eukaryota; Viridiplantae; Streptophyta; Magnoliopsida; Brassicales; Brassicaceae
Product: protein GOLVEN 3
Exons: 5
Coding region: 1108-1674 (188 amino acids)
Source: RefSeq, a predicted model, not a curated record